This is a messenger RNA of Hemiscyllium ocellatum (epaulette shark), 4639 nucleotides long. RefSeq names its product epithelial splicing regulatory protein 1 (gene esrp1). Gene Ontology annotation, cellular component: nucleoplasm; ribonucleoprotein complex. Gene Ontology annotation, biological process: regulation of RNA splicing. The record is from RefSeq and is a predicted model, not a curated record. Gene Ontology annotation, molecular function: mRNA binding. Bases 205 to 2337 code for a protein of 710 amino acids. Lineage: Eukaryota; Metazoa; Chordata; Chondrichthyes; Orectolobiformes; Hemiscylliidae. The transcript has 15 exons.
GCGUAUUUGCAUGGAUUCUCACGCAAGCAAAAAAAAAGUGGAGCGACCUCCCCCCCUCCCCCGCUGUGUUUUAGACGGUUGUAGGGUGUCCUGGUCUAGGUGUGGGGUGGCUUCGUCUGCUUUACUGGGGGGAGGGGAGCGUUUCAUUUCGGGUCAGUUCUCGGGGUUUAAUGGUGUUUAGAGUUUAGUGGGUCUCUUUUCCUCAUGAGCAUGACGGCGCCUUUUGAUUAUUUGGUGGUUUUGUUUGGGGCAACUGCCGGGGCACAUGGGAAAAAGUUGGGAUCUGAUGAGAAGGAGUUGGUGCUUCUGUUGUGGCAAGUGGUGGAUUUGGUCAAUCAAGAGGCGGGGAAAGUGCACAAAGUAUUUAUAAAGCCGAAUAACUUGGAGCUCACAGAGCAGUGUACGGAGCACACUGACAUCACUGUGGAAGACCUGACCACGGCAGAAAGUCUGGAGCAAGUCCUUCAACAGUUCAAUCGAUCUGUGAGUACUGAGUCGAACAUUGGAGUGAGCACUUCCUUCUGCCUUUGUACAGAUAGCCAACUACUAAUCCGCCAAGUCUUCCACCCUGAGGCUUCCAACAAGAAUGUCGUGUUACCAGAGUGCUUCUAUUCCUUUUUCGAUCUACAAAAAGAAUUUAAGAAAUGCUGCCCAGAUGCUCCUGUUCUCCAGGAACUUGAUCUCAGUGUUAUGUCCAAACAUCUACAUCUUGAAAAUAGAUCAGACUCCUUCCAGUUUGGUGUCUCAGAUAUCAUGACUUCAAGUGACAUUAUAUUAACCAUUAUAGCUGAACCCCACAAUCACAGGUUUACCAAUCCAGAAAGAGUGAAUCACAAAUUCGAAACUGGCACUUGCAGCAAGAUGGAGAUCAUUGAUGAUAAUACAGUAAUCAGAGCGAGGGGGUUACCCUGGCAGUCAUCUGACCAAGAUAUUGCUCGAUUCUUCAGGGGUCUGAACAUAGCUAAGGGUGGUGCUGCAUUAUGCUUAAAUUCACAGGGAAGACGAAAUGGAGAAGCUCUUGUAAGAUUCAUUAAUGAUGAACACAGAGACCUGGCACUGCAAAGGCACAAGCAUCAUAUGGGAAACAGAUAUAUUGAGGUAUACAAGGCAACAGGGGAAGAUUUUCUGAAAAUUGCAGGAGGUACCUCGAAUGAAGUUGCACAGUUCUUAUCGAAAGAGAAUCAGGUUAUUAUUCGUAUGCGUGGCCUUCCAUUCACAGCCACAGCAGAAGAUGUCUUGACAUUUUUUGGAUCAAACUGCCCAGUAACAGGUGGAAAAGAGGGAAUCCUUUUCGUCAAGUAUCCUGAUGAGAGACCAACGGGUGAUGCUUUUGUGUUGUUUGCCUGUGAGGGGUAUGCCCAAAAUGCCCUCAAGAAACACAAGGAUAUGUUGGGCAAGCGGUACAUUGAACUGUUCAGGAGUACAGCAGCUGAAGUUCAACAGGUUCUUAACAGAUAUACAUCCACUCCUCUCAUACCCAUAGCUCCUGCUCCUAUUAUUCCUAUGAUACCCCAACCAUUUGUGCCAUCUACUAAUCUGCGUGACUGUAUUCGUUUGCGAGGCUUACCUUACGCUGCUACUAUUGAGGACAUUCUACAGUUCCUAGGUGAAUUUACUUCUGAUAUACGACCUCAUGGAGUGCACAUGGUGUUAAAUCAGCAGGGCCGUCCUUCAGGUGAUGCCUUUAUCCAAAUGAAAUCAUCAGAUCGAGCAUUCCUGACUUCUCAGAAGCGUCACAAAAGAACAAUGAAGGACAGAUAUGUUGAAGUAUUCCAGUGUUCAGCUGAGGAAAUGAACUUUGUGUUAAUGGGUGGCAUUUUAAAUCGAAAUGGCUUGUCCCCACCGCCAUGUAAGUUACCAUGCUUGUCACCAUCAACCUACAAUACAUUUCCAACACCGGCAACUAUUAUUUCGGCCGAAUCUGCAGCUCUCUAUCAGCAACCUGUGUUCAUCAGUCCCCGUGCUCUCCCACCUUCUACAGCAUUCUACCCAGCUGGUGCCCAGUUCUAUAUGAACUGUUCUGCAUUAUGUCCAAGUCCUCCUGGUUCCCCAACCAACAUUGGCUAUUUCCCAUCGCCGACUGCCACUUUGCCAACCCAGCAUGGCACCAUCGUCAGGAUGCAAGGACUAGCUUACAACACUGGAGUCAAGGAAAUCCUUAAUUUCUUCCAGGGCUAUCAGAUUCCCCCUGAGUCCGUGCUGAUCAUGUCCAACUUGUAUGGACAAUCUGGCGAUGCUUUUGUGAUAUUCCCAUCAUUGGAUGCUGCUAAGCAAGCUGUGGUAGAGAAGAACCACCAACACAUUGGCAGUCGCUAUGUGGAUCUUUAUUUGUUGUAAAAUCUGAUACUCAAUAUGAAAAUAUAGGUCAUAAGCAUGCAAAACUAGCAUUUAUAACAAAAAUCAAGAAUGAAGAUGUUUCUUAAGAUAAUUUUUUAUAACCACAAAAUUAAAACUGUGCCAUGUUCAUUCUAUGCUAGAGGAUAAGUGAAGCUGGACAUUGAAAGAAUUAACAAUAUCACCAAACAAUAAUUUUGUUUAGUUAGCAUAACCAAUAAGGCAAAGGCCUUUUAAAAUUAAAACUUUGAUGCCAUUGUGACACGUACAUACAGGGUUCUCCACUUCAAACAGUUUUGUUAUGGAUGAUGUAUAUAGUAAUGAUCCAAGCUGACCCUUACUAUUGUGCAAAAUAUAUUCGGCUCAUCCAUGCCAGAUAUUAUUGUAACCCUCAACCAGGCCAUUUCCAAGUGAUACAAUAAUACACUUGUGCAGAGCACUUCCUCACUAAUUAUUGCUGUAAUAUUCUGCAAGCUUUUGCAUGUUACUUAUUGUAGCUGUCUUAUGGGAGGUCUGCUUUGACCUAUUACACAGCAGUACAGGAAUCGUCCAUGCCAAUCAUUACCAUAGCUUGCUGGUAAAGAUCAGUAUACUUAAUGUAACACAUCUAUAUUGGGAAUUUCCAUAUCAUUAACAUAAGAAAUAGCUUGUUAGGAAUCACUAUGUUCUUGUUACAGUAAGACAUCUGAACAGCACUCAUCUAUACCAAAUAUAAAUAUAAUAGAUAUGUAUAGAAAACUUCUACUUUGAUAAAUGCUUUCACAUUUCUUUAGAAGCCUCCACAAUGUCUCUGUCUCACACCUGUACAAGGGCUCUUCCCUAUCACUUCCUAUUGUAACUUUUUUUUAUAUAAAAGACUCAUUUAUUAAAAUCAUUGCUGUAACAUAACAUAAAAGAUUCUUUGACUCUAAUAGUACACAUACAGGAUGAUCCCAGAAUAAGUGUUGGAAUGGGUGACAUUAUCAGACACUGCUUCAUCAUUAUUCUAAUCCAAAUACAAGCCUCAUAUCUGCCAAUGGUUACUCUGACAGCCCAAUUCCAUGCCAAUGUUUUUCUGCUGUUGGAAGUUUAUUUAUCCUGCUAUUUAACAUUUAAAAGAUUUAGUCUGUGAACUAUCAUUUUCUUUUCUAAGUAUCAUAAAUGUAUCUUUUAAGUUAAAUGAAAGUCACAAAUAUAAAUUUUAUAUGUAUGAAUAGUUUACAAACAUAGUUAGCUCUAUUAAAGCUGUGUGCCUCUUAAAAUAAUCAAUAUGAAGUAUUGACUAAAAUGUUCCAGUGUGCAUUUUGGAACUUUGGUAGCCAAAAUUAUACACUAACACGCACACUCUUCUGACUGGAAUUUUAUCCUAGUUACAUUCAAAUCUGAAUAUCAGUGUCAGUACAGACAAACAAAUGAAAUGGCCAAAGACAUAGAUAGUGUUAAAGCAUAAUUGUUUGAUAGUACAAAGCUUAAACAUUGCUAAGAAGAGACAUAAAGCCAAAAAAAAACCUUUGACCUUGUUCUCAUCAAGACGGGAAUGUGAGAAACCAAUUUUUGAAAGGGAACAUCAAUUUAUACAGCACAAGCAACAGUGCACAUAGGUGCUAUUUGGUUGGCAUGGAGAUGCAGUGGAUCAGUUAACUUAGUUUAGUUCACUGAUUAACCACAGAUUAGGCAGGUAGACUAUGAUUAGUCAGUUUCUGUAACAAUGCCACAAUUACAAAGAUGCAAUAUAGGCAUUAACUCCUUUUAUCUGCACAGAACAAGGUUCUGUGUGUGAAGGUAUCUACCUUCUAUUAAAUGCAAAUUAAACACACUGCAAGCUCAACUGAUAAUUUUAAAUCCAUGCUAACAGUGAUUCAGCCAAUUAGCACCCACAACUCAUAUUAUAUAAAUUAGUGCAAUUUUAGUGUGUCCUAGUCCUGAUGAGUGCUAUAUGGGAUGCUUUGCCUUGAUGUAUUUUUUUAGCAAAUGUUGCAAAAUGUAUAGGCAUGAUUAGAUUAUCAAUUACUAACUAAUAAAUAUUAUACAUAAAAUAUUGUCAAUCAAAUAUUACCAGAUAACUCUGAUAUAAAAUAUUAGAUAUUAGUGUCUAUGAACAGUAAAAUGCUGAAUAAAUAUUUUUAUGUGGCAAGAAUUAGCGCAAGGAGUGCAAUACUUGAGGACAAUUCUGCGAGUUACAAUAUGUGCAACCAGUAUCCUAAUGUUUGAUUCAAUGAAAUGUCAGAGGAAUGACUUUUUAAAGAAAUACUGUAAAUGCAUACAAUUAUAUAUUUCAGUACAUUUAUAUAUUAAAUUCAGUGUUAAAUAAAAUACUUCAAAUAUA